GGGGAUUCGGGUUGGGAUGUGGAAAAAAAGGUAGAAAAUGGCUUGGUUUUCCCCAUCCCCGUCCUUCCCUCCUCCAUCCUCCCCUCAGGGUCCUGAAUUUUGCCUCCUUCAGUCCCAGGGAAGGGGGAAAAUGAUACAAAAAACCCCAACGCCUCCUCCAUCCCCCCUCCCUUCCCCCCGGCCAAAAUCCACCCCGUUGUCUUUCUCCCCUCGGUGGGUUCCUGUUGGACGUGUCGACCCCUUUGUUUCCAUUUAUUUUAUUUCAGCAGAAUGGCAAAACACCGAUGAAUCAAUGAAGCAGGAUGAAGUGCUGGUGGGGGCUCCAAAAUACAUAAAAAUAAAGGGAAAAGUAGCAGGAGGGAUCUGUGCUGGAAAUCGGUCAUUUAUUCCCGGCAUCAAAUUUCCCGUUUCCAAGCCCGACCUGCUGUCCCGCCUGGACCAUGGGGAGGAAGCAACAGCCCUGGAUCUCCACAUAUCCCGGGAUACCCCUGCUGCAGAGCACAGAGCAGGAGCAGGGCAUGAACUGUCUCAGGAAGAACGUGCUGAGGAAAAGCCCAACGUGGACAAGGAGCACCCUCAGCUCACCGUGAGCCGGAGUGAGAGCCACACUGGCAACACCUGCAGCGAGUGUGGGAAGACCUUCAGCCACAAAUCGGCCCUGGUGAAGCACCAGAAAAUUCACAGUGGAGACCGCCCACAUGCAUGUCCCGAUUGUGGGAAGGGCUUCAUCCAGCGCUCCGACCUCACCAUCCACCGGCGCGUGCACACGGGCGAGCGGCCCUACGGCUGUCCUGAGUGCGGGCGCCGCUUCAGCGUCAGCUCAUCGCUGCUCACACACCGGCGCACGCACGCGCCCGGCGCCGUCCAUCCCAACCGCUGCCCCCAGUGUGGCCGCAGCUUUGCCGACGCCGCAGCGCUGGCCCGGCACCAGAAGAGCCACCUGGGUGGGAAGCCCUUUGAGUGUGGCGUGUGCAGGAAGGCCUUCGCCUGGAGCUCCCACCUGGAGCGGCACCGCCGCAUCCACACUGGCGAGAAGCCCUUUCGGUGCACCGAGUGUGGGCGGGCCUUCGCUUGGAGCUCCCACCUGGACCGUCACAUGCGCACCCAUGUCAGCACAGUCACCGCCGGGGAUGAGGAGGGUGUGGAGGCAGAAGAGGAGCCACUGCCGGCUCCGCGGAAAUGCACCGACUGCGGGAAGCGCCUCAACCACCAGACAGACCCGCAGCGCUUCAAGCACAAGGCCACGCAGACCCCGCUGGCUGGUGCCGGUGCCAAUACCGUGCCACAGUCCCACCGCUGCGAGCAGUGCGGGAAGUACUUCAGCCACAGGUCGGGGCUGCUCAAGCACCRACACGUGCACAGUGCUGAGCGGCCGUACCCCUGCUCAGACUGCCCACGCAGCUUCCGCUGCAGCGUGGCCCUGGCCAAGCACCGGCACAGCCACGUGCAGCCACCCGACAAYGCUGACAAUGCCACGCUGGCCACAGAGGAAGCUGCCAAACCAUACCCAUGUGGGGCGUGCGGGAAGAGCUUCGGGUGGGUGUCACACCUGGAGCGGCACCGCCGCGUGCACACCGGGGAGAAGCCGUUCCGCUGUGGGGAGUGCGGACGUGGCUUCACUGUGAGCUCCCAUCUGGAGCGGCACCGGCGGGUGCACACGGGUGAGCGGCCCUUCCGCUGCGGUGACUGCGGUAAGAGCUUCGCCGUCAGCUCCACGCUGCUGGYGCACCGGCGCACCCAUGGCACCAAGCCAGGCCAACCCCACGCCUGCCCCGAGUGCGGGAAGGGCUUCGGCUCACUGGCCGGGCUGGAGCGGCAUCAGCGGCUGCACCGCGGCGAGCAGCCAUACCAGUGCGGGCUCUGCGGRAAGGGCUUUUCCUGGAUUUCCCACUACGACCGACACCGGCUCACACACACCGGGGAGAAGCCCUUCCCUUGCGCCCACUGUGGAAAGCGCUUUGGCCGCAGCUCCCAUCGCAACCGGCACCAACGUGCCCACACCCAGCACAGCCCCCAGAAGCACCACGUGUGCCCCAGUUGCGGCAAAGGCUUCAGCCUCAGUACGGCCCUAGCAGCCCAUCAGCGCCUGCACAGCGUCGGUGCCCGCGGCCCCCUGUCCCUGCUGCCACCUGAGUGGUGGGAGGGUGAACCAGGGGGCUCGGUCACACCCCCUGAGCUCUGGCCUGAGGAGCCCCGCUCUGCUUYCCAGCAGCAGCCCGUGCCUUCCUCUUCUGCAGCACCCGAGGGCUGGGCAGCCAAAGCUCACCUGCUCCUCCCUGGUGCGUGGAGGCCUGGGAAGGGGGACACUCUGCAAAGCGACGCUGCAGCCCCUCCAGAGCCUCGGGUAUCCGUUGCUCCUCCCAGCUCCUAAGGUGGGGCCGGAUGGAGUCCCCCUCCACUUUCGGGGACAACCCAUGGCUGAGAUGGGAGGGUGGUCUGUGCACCCACCCCAGGAUGGGAAAGGGCUUGGGGGGCACAGGAUACCCCGGAAUGAGGGUCAGGGUGCCAGAGGGGGGUGA
Molecule: messenger RNA, 2519 nt
Organism: Malurus melanocephalus (red-backed fairy wren)
Lineage: Eukaryota; Metazoa; Chordata; Aves; Passeriformes; Maluridae
Product: zinc finger protein 436-like
Exons: 3
Coding region: 38-2371 (777 amino acids)
Biological process (GO): regulation of transcription by RNA polymerase II
Cellular component (GO): nucleus
Molecular function (GO): DNA-binding transcription factor activity, RNA polymerase II-specific; RNA polymerase II transcription regulatory region sequence-specific DNA binding
Source: RefSeq, a predicted model, not a curated record